CAAUCUGGCAAGCCCCAGGCUUAGUGGUGGGCGGAAAAAUUCCGGUGGCUUUUUAAGCACUUCACCUCAGCAAAGUCAACUACUUCAUUCACUUCAAUCGUGCGCAUUUCAAUUGAUGACCCUACUUACUCAAUUAUUCAGUUAAUUGGUAAUUAAAGUGAGGAAAUGGCAGAGCACCCUUCAUUCACUUUAGCCGGCCUACUGGCCGUCGGCGGAACAGCCGGGUUUAUCAGGACACGUUCGACGCCGUCUCUAGUCGCGGGAUUGGGUUUGGGAGCAUCAUAUGCAUAUUCCGGAUACCUCAUAAAAGGGAACAAAGACUACGGCACGGAACUCGCUUUAGGAAACAGUAUAUUCCUACUAGGUUCCGCCGUGCCCCGGGUCAUCAAAACGAAGGGCCGCGCUCCUGUGCCAUUGGGUUUGUUGGCUGCUGGUGCGCUCGCUACGUUUUACUACCAGAAGAAAGUCCGAGAGUUUCGAUUCGGCGUAUGAUUGAUAGUUGGUACUUGUCUUCACGGCUACUGGCGGCAUAAAAAGUUUUCUGGAUGGAUAUAUGAAAAUGACGGCGAUGUGUAUUAUAUGGAACGAAUUGAUAUCCCUACUCGUGCGAAAAGAAUAACAGAAAUGUUACACUUUACUCUUAUCGAAUUGAGGGUUACCUAUAUCAUAUUGUCCGUGGAUAUUCUUUCCUUGAAAACUCCUGGUGGGUUGAUUCUCAAACCCACGUAUCCCGUCGUUCUCAGAGGCAGCUUAUACGGUGUUACAUAAAAAGUCCGUUCCGCUACCCUCACAAAAGUCCGACGAGUUACCCCUGAGAACAACCACUAAUGCAUGACUGCUAAGGGCUAGAGCAGUCCCCGUAUAGCCUAUCUCACUUACAUAUAUUGGUAGGCUAGGCAGGUACCUAGAAAAUUACGCGGAUGAC
This is a messenger RNA of Hypoxylon trugodes, 925 nucleotides long. Its product is annotated as transmembrane proteins 14C-domain-containing protein. Lineage: Eukaryota; Fungi; Ascomycota; Sordariomycetes; Xylariales; Hypoxylaceae. The transcript is spliced from 3 exons. The coding region runs from base 166 to 492 and encodes 108 amino acids. Gene Ontology annotation, cellular component: membrane. The record is from RefSeq and is a predicted model, not a curated record.